GGCAGCACGCGGCGCUCAGUGUUUAUUCUCUCGUGCGCAUGUUUACUGGUUGUUAUUGCAUUUUUGCUGAACUCUUUUACAGACAAGCGGACGCUCGCGUUUUCUUUACAAAGACUGUCAUCUUGCUUUCGUCUGUUUUUACUUUUCCUUUUUAAGACCAAGUUCGUUAAGAAGGAUGGAUUUUCUGUGGUUGUUGUGCGUGCUGCUGUGCGCCUGGUGCGUCUCUACGGAGCGCCACAGCGUUUACUGGAACAGCACCAACUCAAACUUUCUCCGUGACGAUUACACGGUGCACGUGCAUAUCAACGACUACUUGGACAUCAUCUGCCCGCACUACAAGCAUGGCGAGAUCCCGUCCCAGCAGGCCGAGCGCUACGUCCUCUACAUGGUGGACUUGGAGGACUACGAGGUGUGCAAGCCGCACUCGUUCGAUCAGCUGCGCUGGGAGUGCUCCAGGCCGUUUGCUGUCCACGCGCCCGAGAAGUUCUCUGAAAAGUUUCAACGCUUCACACCUUUCACGCUGGGCAAGGAGUUCCGCCAAGGAGAGAGCUACUACUACAUCUCCAAGCCUCUGCACCAGCAUGGGAGCGACUGCCUGCGGCUAAAGGUCAGCGUCGUCGGACCUCAGGGUUCCAAAAACCACAAGAAGACGACAGAGAAAGAGGAGGCAGCAGAGGGAGGGAAGCAUGGACGAACAGGCUUAGGAGGAGCGCACAACCCAUCCAACAGGCUUCCGGCAGAUGACCCGGUUGCUAUGAUUCCAGUUGUUGAGAGGAGCGUAGGCAGCUCCGCCGUACACGUCACACCAGUCUCCUUCUUCGUCACGUUCCUUUCUGUCUUCCUCCUGCUCUUACACUGAGACGGGACCUUGUGGACAUGCUGAUGGAGUUUUUCCCGGCGCUGGAACACCGGAUCUGAAAGACACUUUUUUUUUUAUACUUAGAUUUCUUUUUAUAUGAUGUGCGUGCUGGUGUGUAAGAUGUUGAGUGGCGUGUUUGUGUUUGUGCGAGUGACUUGAAAGGGAUUUGCUACGUACUCUUUGUUUUUAAAGAGGAACAUUACCUAACAGAUUUUCCCUUUUCAAUUUUUUUUCCACUUUACUCUGUAUAGUCUGUGUGAAACGCACAGACUGGAUGUUUUUCUAUAAGCAGCAGCUUAUGGACCUGGAAUGUGUAUUGAAUUUGUUUUGAUUAGUGUCAUAUACAGUAUAUAUAUUUAACGUUCUCAAAAUCUGUGAACCAUCAGACUUGCUAGAUUUCUCAAAUAUGUCCUGCUGUUGGUCAGACUUCUGAGGAAACGACUCAUGCAUGCCAUGUAUGUGCAACCUGAGAUGUAGCUAUUGGCUAGUGUUUGGUCAAGUUUACUUUUUUUUUUGCCUCAAAGUCUACAGGGUGGUUUAUGUAAUGAAGCACUAUAUAAUUUGACAGACACUAAAUCUGUUUUACACAAGCAAACUGACAUAAAUGUACAUAAACUCACAUGCAGUUGUACCGUG
Molecule: messenger RNA, 1495 nt
Organism: Tachysurus fulvidraco (yellow catfish)
Lineage: Eukaryota; Metazoa; Chordata; Actinopteri; Siluriformes; Bagridae
Gene: efna1b
Product: ephrin-A1b
Exons: 5
Coding region: 176-859 (227 amino acids)
Biological process (GO): ephrin receptor signaling pathway; axon guidance
Cellular component (GO): plasma membrane
Molecular function (GO): ephrin receptor binding
Source: RefSeq, a predicted model, not a curated record